This is a messenger RNA of Glossina fuscipes, 1652 nucleotides long. Its product is annotated as otefin-like. The record is from RefSeq and is a predicted model, not a curated record. Bases 147 to 1454 code for a protein of 435 amino acids. Lineage: Eukaryota; Metazoa; Arthropoda; Insecta; Diptera; Glossinidae. The transcript has a single exon.
UACCAUCUCUUUACCAUCUUUUAAUUUCACCAGUUUCCUUGGACGAAUGACUAUAUUUUGCUGAACUUUUACCUAAAAUACGGAAAAAUUGUUUUUUGUUUGUGUGUUUAUAUAAAAAAUAGAUUUAUUCGAGAUUUGAAAAUAGUAUGUUGGAAUUAGAGAAAUUAAAUAACAAAGAGUUACGCAAAAUGUGUGUGGAGCACCAAUUGCCUAACGUUCCCGUGACAGAUACUAGCCGUAAAGUGCUUAUUAAGCGCUUGGAAGCUGCUAUUUCUGGCAAACCAUAUGCAACAGACAAAGAUGUUAAUCGUCGUACUAUACAUGUUUCUACGCCUGCCGAAGUGGCGUCAUCAAAUAUAGUAAGUGAAGAUAGUUCUGCUAGUUCUAUGAAGACGGGUAAUAAUAGACCUACACGGCAUACUAUGGCCGUGUCGGAGCGUAUAGUUUCAACAACAACCACAGUUAGCGAUCCAGAGAGUUCAGAUGUUUCUCCAGAUCGUGUGUCAAAACAAGUAUACGACAAAAUGCAAACGCCCGUAAAGGAAAAUCUAUAUCCAAAGUUACCUACUAAAGAACCCUCACCGAAACCAGUUAUGCUCAGCAAAACUAAUGUGGUGACGACUUCUUUCAUUCAAGAAGCCAAAAAAAAUGUUAAUAAAACUUAUGCCGACGCGGAGGAAAGGGGACAAACAAUGACAUCACAAAUUCAAUCAAAAGCUGUUCUUAUUAAUCAAAAAGUACCGACUACAACAAUUAAACCGACUUUCACUAGCUCUACAACUUCUCAAAGCACAAAAGAAUUCAGCCAAGCGAUGCCCAGCAAGUUUACUACUUCUUAUAAUCAACCACGUCUUGUUUCAAGAGUAACCCUUAAUACGUACAAUUCAGCUUCGGGUGCGCAGCAGGAUUAUAACUAUAACAAGAGUGGUCCACAAGUAAGAAAAAGUUAUGCUUCUCCAUCUUCUUCUUCAAAGUAUCUCGUAAAACCGCAGUAUAUUGAUGAGUAUGACGAUUAUGAUGAUGACGCUGAUCGUCCCGAUGGUUAUGAUGACGACGAUGAUGAGGAUGAAGACGAAUAUGAAGAUGAUGUGAUUGUCGUUGAAGAUAGUCCAUUGGGUGGCGAUGUGAAAACUCCUUUCCUUAGCAAAUUUGCACGCAAUUUGGAAAAUUUGAAAGCUGCCCCUUUGGCCGAUAAAUAUUCCCCAUUGUCGGGCGCUGCUGUUAAUUUGCGUCAACGCGAAUCUUUUGGUCACCGAAUUGGUACGCCUUCAGCAAAAGUAACCUCGCGUCGCUCGUUGCAGGCGACAUCACCAAAACCGGACCCAAUCAAUGAUUCGUUUAGGCAAUUCAUAGGGGCUUUAGAAGAAAAAUAUCAUUUCAAAUGGCCUCUUCUUGUAAUCGUUUUGUUUAUUUUGGGCGUUUUCUUCUAUGUCUUUCUUGUACAAAGCAUAUAAAUGAAGGUUAGCAUUUAAAAUUUAUUUUAUUAUUUUUACUACAAUCUGAUUUUUAUUCAUUAUUGUCAUAUUAAUUGGUAUUAACCAAAUAACUUUUACGUAUACUUUGUUCUUUUUUUUUGUUCCGUUUGUCACAUAUCUAUGAUAUCUUUAUAUAGAAUUGUUAUAAUAAAAACUAAGAAUUUGUAAACUUUUCAA